AUGCAGUUGCAUGGUGAUGUGUUACCAGCCGACAUCACCAGCACAUCUAACCAGCUGUUCGUGAGAUUCGAGAGUGACUUUAGUAUGGUGGACGAAGGGUUCAGUUUCACCUACGAAGACCAUUGCGCAAAUGUAAUUCCCUGCGCUGCCGACAUUGUUCUCGUGCUGGACCUUUCUUCGAGCAUCCCACAGGACCAGUUUGAACUCGCCCGGGAAUUUAUGAUGGCUUUUGUUGACUGUGAGGUUUUACAAGAAAAGGAUGUCAGGAUUGCAGUCGUCAACUACACCUGCGAAGCGCACACCUACUUCAGCCUCACACCAAUCACCAUGGGGAUGUCGCACGAAAUCGAGCACCUCAUGAGGGGCGACGGAGGCAUAACGUGUACUGGCCGCGCCAUCUACUACAUGCGCCGCACGUCCAAAUUCCGAGCCGCGCCCGAGGCCCAUCACACAGCCGUCAUCCUGACAGACGGACAGUCCGAUGAUCACCAACAAGCCGAAGCUGCAGAUGCGCGGAACGCGGGGAUCGAUCUGUACGCCGUGGGAUUCGGGUACCCGGUUCUUGUGGACUGGGCUGCGCUGGCGACCAUGACCGGCGACCCCGUCGGAUCCCGCGUUUUCGACACCAGCCAGGCCUGCGACGCGGCGCAGAAAAUCGUGGCCGAUCAGUGCGGUGAGUAG
Molecule: messenger RNA, 681 nt
Organism: Branchiostoma floridae (Florida lancelet)
Lineage: Eukaryota; Metazoa; Chordata; Leptocardii; Amphioxiformes; Branchiostomatidae
Product: matrilin-3-like
Exons: 6
Coding region: 1-681 (226 amino acids)
Source: RefSeq, a predicted model, not a curated record